AUGUUUCAAGCUGCAUCGUCUCUGGCUAUGCCUGUGGUGUUUCCCUAUCCAUGCAGGCGACCACUUAUUCGACCUCUCCGGAGGUCAAAGACCUUCAAGCCUCUCGCAUGCCUCCAUCUCAAAGGAGCCAAUGGAAGGAGUGGGUUCCAUGAGAUUGAACUUAAAGUUCGGGAUUAUGAACUGGAUCAGUUUGGUGUUGUGAAUAAUGCUGUUUAUGCAAACUACUGCCAACACGGUCAACACGAGUUUAUGAAGAGUAUUGGUGUCAACUGUGAAGAAGUAUCCCGUUCUGGUGAAGCCUUGGCAAUUUCUGAGUUGACACUAAAGUUCCUUGCACCUUUACGUAGUGGAUGCAAGUUUGUGGUGAAAACGAGGAUAUCAGGAUUAUCUGUGGCACGCAUUUACUUUGAACAGUUCAUCUAUAAACUUCCAAAUCAAGAGCGUAUUUUGGAGGCAAAAGGAACGGCGGUGUGGCUUGACAACAACUAUCGUCCUGCUCGUAUCCCAUCUCAUAUACGCUCUAAUUUCGUUCACUUCCAACGGCUAAUCGUCACCGUUUAA
Molecule: messenger RNA, 561 nt
Organism: Microthlaspi erraticum
Lineage: Eukaryota; Viridiplantae; Streptophyta; Magnoliopsida; Brassicales; Brassicaceae
Source: the annotation of a GenBank genome assembly